GACUCUGAGACCCCGCCCCCCGGCGUCGGUUGGCUGGGAUCGCGCGUCCCUUCGCCCAAUCAGCGGGACGGAGUGGGGGUUGCUUCCGGGUCAACGCAGCGGAAGUGCCUGUCGCCGGGGGAAACGCGGCGGGAGCGGGACGGGACGAGGCGGCAGCCAUGGGGCGCCGUAAGUCCAAGCGGAAGCCGCCGCCGAAAAAGAAGGUGACGGGGACGCUGGAGACGCAGUUCACCUGCCCCUUCUGCAACCACGAGAAGUCCUGUGACGUCAAGAUGGACCGUGCCCGCAACACGGGGGUGAUCUCCUGCACCGUCUGCUUGGAGGAGUUCCAGACGCCCAUCACCUACCUGUCGGAGCCAGUGGACGUCUACAGCGACUGGAUCGAUGCCUGCGAAGCUGCCAACCAGUAGUGGCUGGGGCACCCCCUGUCCACAGCACAACCCCAGGGGUGGGGUGGGGGGGGGUGUCCCAUCCCUGCCACCCCUUUGUGGCAUUUUCUUUCUAUUUUCCACUUUUCUAUCCCUGGGCGCAGGGGGCUCCAGCUCAAUGGGGACCCAGGACGUGUCGUCACCUGGGGAUGGCACCCCUGCUCUUGGGGAGGGGGGUUGCCCAGCCCCGCUGCGACUUGUCCUCACGCCGGGUGUUUAAUUGCUGCUCGCCAGCAAGCUGCGAGGACUGCGCAGGAGCGGCGAUGUGGGGACAGGGGCCAGGCGCGCGGGCGACGCGUUUUGGCAGAGCCGCCCUUGAAUAAAUGCCCUCUCGGGGCUGGG
Molecule: messenger RNA, 770 nt
Organism: Grus americana (Whooping crane)
Lineage: Eukaryota; Metazoa; Chordata; Aves; Gruiformes; Gruidae
Gene: ELOF1
Product: elongation factor 1
Exons: 4
Coding region: 159-410 (83 amino acids)
Biological process (GO): transcription elongation by RNA polymerase II
Cellular component (GO): transcription elongation factor complex
Molecular function (GO): RNA polymerase II complex binding
Source: RefSeq, a predicted model, not a curated record